AUGAGAAAUAUAAUACCAGCACCAACUAUUGAUGAAGUUUUAUCAAUGCUGAAUAGGAGUUACCGUGAAUCUCCUACUGGUCAAAGAGACCGAUCAGCAUCUCCAGACCGAAGAACUCCUAGCAGAAGAGACGAAACUACUAAUCGAAAUAAUGUGAAUAAAACAAAUAAUACGGGUAAAAAUUCAAGCAAUAACACAAAUAAUGUGAGUGAGAAUUUAAGUGGAAAUUUAAAUAAUGCAACAUACUCAUCGUCAUCUGAGUUAGCAAAUAUGAUCUCAAAACUUAAUACAUCUACAUCACGGAGUGAUAGUGAUCUUAGUAUACCUGAUGUUAGAGAUAGUUAG
This is a messenger RNA of Ambispora leptoticha, 345 nucleotides long. The record is from the annotation of a GenBank genome assembly. NCBI's taxonomy places the organism in Eukaryota, Fungi, Glomeromycota, Glomeromycetes, Archaeosporales, Ambisporaceae.